Molecule: messenger RNA, 905 nt
Organism: Xyrauchen texanus (razorback sucker)
Lineage: Eukaryota; Metazoa; Chordata; Actinopteri; Cypriniformes; Catostomidae
Gene: dusp3a
Product: dual specificity phosphatase 3a
Exons: 3
Coding region: 303-905 (200 amino acids)
Biological process (GO): negative regulation of MAPK cascade; protein dephosphorylation
Cellular component (GO): cytoplasm
Molecular function (GO): protein tyrosine/serine/threonine phosphatase activity; MAP kinase phosphatase activity
Source: RefSeq, a predicted model, not a curated record
GUCUGAAAUGUGGCAUAAUUUAUCGGGCGAGUUGCGUCCCCUUUAACGCCGCUUUCAUUGACUUGUGUAUCGGAGCGCUUCGUGUUGCCUACCUCCGCCAGUUCCGUUCUCACCAUAGCAAAACAUCAGACCGCCGCCGGAGGGCGAGACCGGGUGUGUUUGUCUGGCCGUGCGCGGGUGCGCCUCAGGAAAGCACGCUUGGAAACAGCGCGAGGAAAAGGAGUUAAAAUGCAGGAAAAUCGAUUAUCGUCACAUUUUGAUCACUAGACACUUGUUUAUUGCGAUUGGAGGAGGACCGAAUCAUGAAGAAACAUCACAGUCCCGCGAAGGUUCCACUGGAAGUCACUGUGCCAGACAACCAGGCGACUGUACAACAACUCAACAAGCUGCUGUCCAACGGCAGUGGUUUCUACAGUCUGCCAGCACAACAUUUCAAUGAGGUGUUUCCCAGGAUUUACAUUGGCAAUGCGUUUGUGGCCCAGAAUGUGAUGCGUCUACAGCGGUUGGGUGUGACACACAUACUAAAUGUCGCUGAAGGAAACUCUUUCAUGCACGUGAACACCAACACAGAGUUCUAUGCAGGAACUGGGAUUACGUACCAUGGCAUAAAGGCCAAUGACACUGAGCAGUUCAACAUCAGUGCCUUCUUUGAGGAAGCAGGAGACUUCAUAGAUAAAGCUCUGGCACAUGGAAAAGGAAAGGUAUAUGUUCACUGCCGUGAGGGCUACAGCCGUUCACCCACUAUCGUCAUAGCUUACCUCAUGCUGCGUCACAAUAUGGACGUACGAGUUGCCACAGCUACAGUAAGGCACAAGAGGGAGAUUGGCCCCAAUGAUGGAUUCCUGUGUCAGCUAUGCCAACUUAAUGAAAAGCUGGCAAAGGAGGGCAAGUUGAAGACCAAAUGA